CUGAUCGAUGAUACAGAAGAUGCAAAGGCUAGAGAGGCAGAGAUUGAGAUGAAAAGGAACAUUUCUCGACUAUCAUCAGCCCAUUAUAAUAUUAUUAAUGACAGAAAGCCAUAUGAGGAACCCAAGUCUUUAGCUCACUUAACCGUGAAAUAUAACCGCAAAAUAUAUGGCAAAUACGGCAUAGCGAGUGGAGUUAAUCCAAAUAUUUGUUGGCCGACGAAACAAGAAAUUGCUGAUAAAAAAGAAUUUGAAUCAGUUGCCUUUCCUUACACAAUAAAAGAAAUGAUGGAGACGGCAGCAGAGAAUAGGAGACAGCAAAAUUUAAAAAUUGAACUAAGAGAAAAGGAUGUAGCUGCUAAAUUUGCAAAGUUAGAUCAAUGGAAGAAAGAAUUAAAUUCCAAAAUAGCCAAGAAAGCUGCUGAGGUUCAAGCAGCUAAGCAAAAGAAAGAAAGACUUGUGGAAGAGGUGAGGAGACACUUUGGUUUCACAUUGGAUCCUAGAGAUGAAAGGUUCCAAGAAAUGUUGGCUAAGAGGGAGAAGGAACAGAAGAAACAAGAGAAAUUAGCAAAGAGAGAGGCCAAAGAAAAGAAUAUGAUCGCUAAACUACAACAACAGAACAUUGAAAUCAAUGAGAAGAGUUAA
Danaus chrysippus (African queen) is the source of this 642-nucleotide messenger RNA. Lineage: Eukaryota; Metazoa; Arthropoda; Insecta; Lepidoptera; Nymphalidae. The record is from the annotation of a GenBank genome assembly.